AUGGUUGAAAUACCAUGGAACAGAAACCCGGUUUCAGAUUCACGACCAUCAAGAAUGAAGCCCGUGGCGCCCCCUAUACCACCUCCGCCACCUCCGCCGCAGGUCUCUAAUGCUCGGCUCGAGCCGUGUGCGUCAACUGCAUCAUUGUUUCUCUAUGCUCAGGGCUCGGUGGUUGUAUGCCUUCAUCAUGAUACCUUGGCUCUCGAACGACGCUUCGAAAAUCACCAAGCAGAUGUUGAAUUCAUCUACGUGGAUAAUGUGAGUGAGCGGGGAGCAGGACGACUGGUGGUCAGUUACGAUGUCAGCCAAACUGCGAUCGUGUGGGAUCUUUUCACUGGCAGCGUGCUUGCCAGGUUUGCAUCCUUUGAACAGCUCAAGGUUGCCGCUUGGAUGCGGAACGGGAAUGUGGUCUUUGGCAAUGAAAAAGGUGAUGUGAUCAUUUUCGAACCCUCUACCUCCGAACAUGUCUCCUGUCGCACGAUUUUCGAUCCCAUCACGGCUCUAGCUCCUGCCACGGAUUGUCGGACAUAUGCUAUUGGAUACCAGAAUGGCUCCAUUAUGCUCGCCACGCUUCACCCAACAUUCAGUAUCUUGCAUACGAUGACCACCUCGCGAGGACCAUCAGCGAUCAUGUCGUUAGCAUGGCAUGCAUCAUCAUCUAAGCAAAAGUCCGAUAUGUUGGCCACGCUAUCAGCAAAUGGCGACUUGAGAGUCUGGAGUGUGGCGAAGCCUCCGGGGAAAGAGACGCCACGGGUGAUAAGAGUCCUCAAGCGGUCUGAUGGCUCUCCCGCAUCGGAACCGAAGUGGAUGGCAUGGUCCAAAAACGGCCGAAUCGUGCAAUUUCUUGAAGGGGAAACGUGGGCUUGGGACGUCAGGACAAAACACGUCACGUACGAGCCAAUUCCCACGAUUGACAAUCCUCGUGGCUUCGCCAACUAUGGGCCAACUGCCACGCUCUUCACCCUUGGACCUCAGUACACCGUCCAACAAUAUGAUGUAGAUAGCCCUGCCAUGGUUGCAAAUGUCCAGCACGUCCCGGCCGGGUCUUUGCCAGCACCCAUGGAACAGCCGAAAUUACGCACCUUGCAGGAUCCCCCCACCAUGAGGGAAUCAGGAGCCAUGUCUAACCCCCGAAGAACGCCAUUUGACAUGAAUGGAAUUGAAACCGUCCGGCAACAGCGGGCCGAUGUUGGUAGCCCUAUUCCCAGGAGCCACGCCAAUUCGGUUACAAAUUCUGUCAGCUCCAAGGCGUCCUCGAAUAAUUAUAGAAUGCCAUUCUCGCCACCCAGCAGGUCCGGUCAGACAACCACUUCUUUCUCAUUGACGUCGGCAUCCGGGAGAGAAACUCCACAGGCAUCUGGUGCUUCCUAUGCAUACGCCUCGUCUGUUUCGAUGUCGUCCACCAAAAGUUCCCGCGCCGGUUCACGGCUGAGAAAUGAAGUGCAGCUUAGUCCAGCCGACAAGCCCGCUGACCUAUUCCCGUUUACACGUGCCCGGUUGAAUGACGUGCCUUAUGGACACCAUCAACCCCUUGAUGAGUCUUGUCUUACCCCAGACGAUCUACGUCGACAGAUGUUGAGUGUUGUCUUUGGCCACGACGGGGAUAUUGAAGGAUUGAUUAGGGAUGAACUCAGCAAUCACCCCCCAGCCAGCCAAAGUGGUAUCCUGCUUGCUCAAUGGAUCGGUGAAUCUGAUACAGACAACAUGACAUCUUUGAUCAGCUCCGGAGCAGCCUCGACCACUGAUUGGAUGCUCCUGGCAUUCAGUCAGAUGUCCGGAGAAUCACAGUCUAACAAGAUUGGGCAGGCUUUGGUCCAGAAGUUGCUCGAAAUUGGAGAUUUACACACCGCAGCCACCAUACUUCUCGGGUUAGGAGACAGAAACGACGCCAUUGAAGUCUAUGUUUCUCAGAACUACUAUAUGGAGGCCAUUCUGAUGACCUGUCUUGUGAUGCCUACAGACUGGCAGCGGCAAUCAUAUCUCGUGCGUCGGUGGGGAGAGCAUGUGGUAUCUCACUCUCAGCAACAGCUGGCAAUUCGUUGUUUCAUGUGUACGGGCGUCGAGCCCUCUGAGCCAUGGACGUCUCCGGCCGCCCAGCAGGCCACUUCUUUCUCGGAAGUGAUGACGAAGCGAUCGCCAAUGACAUCCCCAGAGCCUCCAUACCCUAACCCGGCGAGCCUUAUGGUACCAGGUUCACAGCCUAAACCGGCUGCUAAUGGCAGACCGCUGGCGAAGACACCAGCGCUCAAGCUCAUUACUUCAUUUGAUUCUCAACCGAACAAUCGGUUUAGAUUUCCCGGCUUGAAAUCCGAUGACAGAACGCCCACAAAUGCCCCUGGGGUUACGCCCAUUGCAGAAUCCGCCGUGAUCGAAUCUGCUCUGUCUCCAGGUGGAUUUGGAUCAUACAAGCUGAAUAACAUCCAGAGCAUCAACAAUGCGAUGAAUACGCGGACGACUACCCCCGCCUUUAACCGGAAGCGUCUUCCAUCGAUCGGGGAGACACCAAUUGACGUACACCCUCCUACAUUCCCGAGUCAAUCAGUACAUCCUCCUACGUUUGCAAGCAAUCCAGUCAUGGACUACGGGUCAACGUCGGAAAAUGACGAAGGUCAGCCGCCCCCCGAGCAAGACGGGAAUGAAGCGGAUGACGAGCAGCUUGGUCUGCUGUCGUCGGCACGCUAUGAGCCGGACGAGUACAAACCAAGCCCCCAGACUGCGGUUCAGGCGACAGCGGACAAGUUUGCAACCAUCAAGGGUCUUCCCUCUCCAGCCGCUGGGGUCUUUGAGGCACUCAUGGAACGUUCAGACAGCCGGAAUGGAACUCGAGAUCGGAAGCCAGACGGCUUGCAACUGAAUCUUGAUCACGGCAACUCCUCCCAGACCGACCUGCAAGUCCAGUCCGAUAUGGCGGCCAGCUUCCGAAGCCCAGCAUCAACGUUGAAUAGCUUUAGCUCUGCAAGAAGCCCCAGCGUCAGUGGUCGCAGUAUCGAUCCCUAUAUUAGUAGCCUAGGGGAGGCGAACUACCAUGCAAAGAAGUACCAGGCGCCUCGUGCCAACGGCCGAGGAAGGAGGAAUACAGACGACUCGGUCAGUCAGACCUCGGCUCGGCGGUACCACUCUAGGAAUGCAUCACAAGAGACGCGUGGGCGACACGAAAGGAGGUAUAUCCCGCCUGCCAAGCGCUCGCCCUCUUCUCCUGUUCCUAUGUCUCCGGAGGAGCUGGCUCAGAUUAACGCCAAUGCCGCCAAAAAACCCACCUCUCGGACACGGAGCGCUAGCAGGGUUCGCAAACCACGCUCUCGGAACUCCUCUGAGCGUCGUCAAAACCGUUCUGCCAGCCGAAACACGGCAACUCACCUGGGUACAGAUAAGAAUGGUGCUAUUACCCGAGGGCGCAGCAUGGACAGACAAGGGUCAAGUACCCGGUCCCCUUCAUCCCCAUUGCCUGGCUCCAAUGCCGAUGAUGCGCUGAGGCUUGUCGCGAGUGAUAGAGAACGGCUGCGCAUCCGCCAGCGGAGUGGCAGUCGUCGUCCGGAGAAGGGAUCCGGAGCCAAAGCUGAGGUAUACUCGGAAUCGAAGUGGACCAGAGCGCGCUCUCGCAGCCGUCAAGACGCUGAACCAAGAGCAAGCGCGGAAGAUGCAACGGAUGUCAUCAUCUCAAGCAAUGUGCAUGAUGGCAUCUACCUUACGGGUUAUCCAAGUGCCAGGAACAUGCCGGCAGAGACACCGCGUGAAGUGCCUGCUGCUGGCGUUCCACAGCUUAGCCUUGCGGAAAAGAAGAGGAAGGAGCUUGCUGCAGCCGAGCUUGAGGCACGACGCCUUUCGCUUGCACGGAAUCCAUCUGCGCCUAAUAUCCCAUUCCCAGGAGAGCUGCAGCCCAGUCGCACCCCCUUGGAGAGUCCGCCAUUUUCGGUUCAUAGUUUUGCGCCACGUACUCCUGGUCGGAACCGGGCUGCGACAAACACCACCAAGGCCUCGCCAGAAUACCCAAGCAGCUCGGACUCGAACUCGUCAAGGUCUGGUGUGCCAUUGGGACUGCCUGCAACUCCGAAGGCCAUGCGGCAUCCGAAAUACAACGGAUACGAAGAAACUGCGCCCGUUCCUCCCGUGCCCGACAGCACCCUACUCAGUGAUGCCAAGUAUCAAGGUGAUGCGGAGCGGAUCGGUCGUUCCAUGUCUGUUCCAGUUCCUGAGAGCCAUCAGCCUGGUGCAGUGCCCACCGAUCUCCCAAUGCAUCCGCGAUUCAACCCUCACCUGCCGAGAAGUCGGUCCACCAGUCGAACGCGGAAUAGGGCCCAUCGGGACAGUGGUGGAUAUAGCUAUGGGGGCUCCCCUGUGACCGUCAGCAUCGAGGAGACCAUUGAAAAUGCAAUGGGAGGACAACAGGCUGACCCUCCCAUCCUGCCGGAGCUCCAGCAUCUGAACCCACCGCCACCACCCCCUCCGCCAACCGCUCCUUUGGCCUCUCCACGUGAAUCUUCGGGAACAAUUGAUAUUGCCAUUGAUAACGAGGAUUUUGGACGGUUACUUCCCCGCGCGAUGACGGCAGCGCCGGCCUUUAACAUGGAAGGCCACCCGGGUUUGGAACACCGCCGUAUGUCGCUGGAGCACCGACGGGGGCGCAGCGUCAAUGAGAGCUUGAGCAGCAAAAUCCGCAAUCUGGCUCGGAUGGGUAGCACCAAGAGCACCGACUCGUGGGUUGCUUCUGAUAUAACACUGCCUUAUGAGACUGUGAUAGUCGACGGGCGCAUCUAG
Aspergillus sclerotioniger CBS 115572 is the source of this 4755-nucleotide messenger RNA. Its product is annotated as WD40 repeat domain-containing protein. Gene Ontology annotation, biological process: positive regulation of transcription by RNA polymerase II. The record is from RefSeq and is a predicted model, not a curated record. The transcript is spliced from 5 exons. NCBI's taxonomy places the organism in Eukaryota, Fungi, Ascomycota, Eurotiomycetes, Eurotiales, Aspergillaceae. Gene Ontology annotation, cellular component: nucleus. Gene Ontology annotation, molecular function: transcription factor binding. The coding region runs from base 1 to 4755 and encodes 1584 amino acids.